Messenger RNA from Onthophagus taurus, 2418 nucleotides. The record is from RefSeq and is a predicted model, not a curated record. Lineage: Eukaryota; Metazoa; Arthropoda; Insecta; Coleoptera; Scarabaeidae.
AUGGAGGGAAAAUUGGAUGUGGCGAGAUUGAGCGCGGACGCGUUGCGAUACGAACUCAAAGUCAGAGGUGUUACAGAGCAAUUAGCGCACGAUGAGACAUAUGAGGCAUACGUUGAGAAACCAUACGGGAGGAUUUGGCGCAAAUACAGAUCAAAAUCGAUGAGUACGCGGGAAUCGCGAAUACGAUAUAUUUGUUGGGGCGCGAAUACGAUAUACUUGUUGGAGCGCGCGAAUCGUUCACAACCGAAAGAGAAAGCCGAUAAAGACUUAAGAACGGGGUUGGUUACACAAAUCGUAACGUUGAUAUCGAGACUCGAAUUGAAAACGAGAACUACUUCUACUCUAGAUCCUUCGUCGAAUCUGAGUGAUACGUCAUCGGAUGAUAGCGAUGUUCCAGAUGGUAUGGCGGGAUCCUCUAAAUUAGUUUCGGUAACGAAGUGGGGAAUUUCUUUCGCCACAGACGGUAAAAGUUCUUUGAGUGCGUUUUUAGAACGCGUAAAUGAAUUAAGAGUCGCGAGGGGUGUCUCGAAGUCUGUUCUGUAUACAUCUGCGGUGGAUUUGUUUAGGGAUCGAGCGUUGAUAUGGUAUCGUGCGAACCGGGGUAAUUUCGCGAAUUGGGAGGAAUUAGUGGAAGGUUUAAAGUUAGAAUUUCAGCCCGUUGAUUACGAUGAUAGACUCUUUGAAGAGAUACGUCAUCGCACACAGGGACCUGGCGAAUCGAUGGUAAUUUAUGUGUCGGUUAUGAGGAAUUUGUUCUCACGGUUAAAUACGCGAAUACCGGAAGAUACUCAAGUUAAGCUAAUGCUUAAAAACUUAACUCCAGCUUUCCAGCGACAAUUAACUUUGGUUGAGGUCGAUUCGGUUGAGCACUUAUUGCGGUUGGGGAGAAAAUUAGAAGCAACUAAGUUAUCCGUGGAUAGUUACGCACCACCGAAUCGUGUUGCAAGGGUAUUAGAAGCAGACUUAACGUACAUUCAAACAGACGAGACGGUAUCAGUUGCGGAGGCGGUCGAGCAAAGCGCGACAACGAGCGAACCAAUAUGUUGGAACUGUCAAAAACGUGGACAUAUUGCUAGAGAGUGUAGAGCUCCUAAGAGUCAUGUACGUGAUGACGAGAGACCGUAUUUAACUGUUAGCGUGCUGGGGAGAAAAAUAGUCGGAUUGCUUGAUUCGGGGGCUAAUCAGACGAUUGCGGGUUUUCGGGGCAUUUCCUUUAUUAAAGAAAUGGGAUUACCGAUACAUCCCACCAAUAAGAGAAUCACGGUCGCGAAUGAUGAGAGUUGCUCGGUUGAGGGCGUAGUGAGCUUGCCGAUGGAAUUGCAGGGUCGGGGAAAAAUCGUGGAAGUUUUGUUAGUACCGGGUUUGAGACACGAACACAUAUUGGGAACAGACUUUUGGCGAACGAUGGGUAUAGUACCUAAUCUUAGGCGCGGUGAUUGGUCGUUUUCAAAAGAGCCACCGUUGGUGAGAGUUAAUGCGAUACAGGCGCGAUCCGAACUUAAUCGGAAAGACGAAAUUAAGUUGCGGGAAAUUAUCGAGAAUCUAUUUCGUAGAGAUAUGGAAGGCGAAUUAAGUCAUACGACGUUGGUGGAGCAUCAUAUUCGUACGGAUGCGUUACCGAUAAAACAGAGGUACUAUCCGAUUUCUCCGGCAAUGCAGAAAGUAGUAGAUAGGGAACUCGAUGAAAUGUUACGGUUGGGGGUCGUGGAGAGAUCGCGAAGCGCGUGGUCAUCACCGGUAUUGUUGGUUCCGAAAAGGGAUGGCGGUUAUAGAUUCUGCGUGGAUUAUAGACAACUUAAUAAGGUUACACAGGCGAAUGCGUAUCCUUUGCCGCAGGUAUCAUGGACGUUAGACCGUUUAAGAGACGCAAAAUAUCUGUCAUCAAUUGACAUCAAAUCGGCGUACUGGCAGAUACCGAUGGCUAAAACGAGUAUGCAGUAUACGGCAUUUACGGUACCGAAUCGCGGGUUGUUCCAAUUUAGGCGUAUGCCUUUUGGACUGUCGAAUGCUCCGGCGACGUGGCAAAGAUUUAUUGAUGGGGUAAUAGGAAAUGAUUUAGAUCCACAUGUUUUCGUUUAUCUCGAUGACAUAAUAAUAGUGACCGCGACGGUGGAGAAGCAUUUCGAGAUUUUGCAGACGGUUUGCAAUCGUUUGAUAGAAGCGGGACUUACUUUGAAUAAAGAAAAAUGUCAGUUUUUCCGGGAUAGCCUUAAAUAUUUGGGUUACGUGGUAGACGGUAACGGGUUGCAUGUCGAUCUGGAUAAGGUCAAGUCGAUUCUGGAAAUCCCUGUACCAAAAAAAUUAUCGGAAGUUAGAAGGAUGAUUGGUGUAUCGAGCUGGUACAGACGUUUCGUGCCGGGUUUCGCGACUAUAAUUUCACCAUUGACGGCUUUGCUUAAGAAAAAUUGUUUUUGUUGA